Saccoglossus kowalevskii is the source of this 1994-nucleotide messenger RNA. RefSeq lists its product as uncharacterized. The record is from RefSeq and is a predicted model, not a curated record. NCBI's taxonomy places the organism in Eukaryota, Metazoa, Hemichordata, Enteropneusta, Harrimaniidae.
AUGAAAGUGGCGAAUAGUGGAUAAUCAAUCAUUCUGCAUCUCAAACACGCCAAGAAGACUGCUCCAUCACCCCUCUCACAACCAUGGAUUUGAGAACUGUGUUUAUUCUGACACUUGCUAUAGCGGCCACACGAGUGUUGGCUGGUGUUCAAGAGUGCCAUUCGUGUAACGGGGUAUCCAGCAAUUACUACUGUCGUCAAAACACCGUCACAUGUAACGCUGAUCAACAUUGUCAGACGGUGAUUGAGAAUGUUGGUGGUAGUCUUGAGACAACCAAGAAGUGCGUAGACAUUGACAUAUGUUCAUCAGAUCAGAGCGAUAACGAUGAGUACUGUGAAUUCGGCAUAGUCAAAGAUUCGUGUAGUUAUUGCUGUGAUGAAGAACUAUGCAAUGAUGAAUUGCCAUACUAUCACGAAGUUUAUGACGAUUGCAGUCCGUGGAGUUGCUGGUCAUCGUGUGAAGACUGUUCUCGUCGUAGGACCCGAACUUGCGACACUUCUUCCAAAAGUAAAAAAAGUAGCGGUGGCAGUAAUAAACAUAGCAGUGGCAGUAAAAGUGGCAGUAAAAGUGGAAGUGGAUCCGGUGAAACAGAAGAAGAGGAAGUCGAUGACUGUUGUUCCAAUACUUGUUACUCUUGUAGCUCAUUAGCUAUUGACCCUACUGAUAGUCUGCUUCAACUCGCUGAUGUCUUUCUAAACUGUGAAUCUGAAACAUGCGUAGACAACGAAAUGGUGUGCAAAACCGAAAUUAGUUACACGACUGGGGUUCCAGUUAUAACAAAAGGAUGUGCAACCCACGAUGAAUGCAGGAAUGCCGAAUCUGGUGACCAGUGUCCGGCAUUAGUGGAUGACGAUUCGGAAGCUAUUCUUGUCGCGCUUGACCUGAUAGAUGAAGACAUUGAUUGUAACUAUUGCUGUGACAAUGGAGAUGACGACAAUUCAGAAAUCUGCAAUUCAGGAAUUGUACCCCCUCCACAGUAUGACAUCAACCGUCCCUGCAGCGACGCAUCUUCCCAAGUUGGCAAUUUCCUAGCAACUUUUGCCAUGGCAGUGCUUGUCCGUCUCUUUGCAAUUUAAUGUAGGGCGGGUUUUUGCUAACUUUAAAGGCGUCUCCCCGCCUAGUGUUUUUCAUAUACAUUUGAGUCCAUGUAGGAAGCAACUACCGAUCGAAAUUACAUAAAUGAACCAAUCUAAAAUAUUUUGAUCAAAGCUUUUUAAUUGUUCCAUUUGUAACAUUUGUAAAUAGUUGUUUCUUUGAAUAUACGCUGUACUAUAUUUUUUGCACGAAAUGCUUAAGGUAUAUACUGCUACGUACUAGUAUUCCGGGCAUUAUAAAGCACAUGUUAAUUAUAGUUGGAACAGGAGCAAGAGUCCAAAUUUUACAUCAUAUCUGUGUGGUUAUAUUAAUUGUGAUGCUGAAAACACCAGUAAUUUAAAUAAAUUUGCUAUAUGCACGCUGUAUAAGUGUACUAAUUGAUUUAUAACUAACAUCGUAUACUGUAAAAUGACUAAUUUUCACUGGGUUUAAAUUUCAUUGAUUUACCAUUUCAGGCAUAUUCAGUGGGUUUUAAAUUCACGGUUUUAUCAUUUAGAUAAUGCGUUCUAUGCUAAAUUUUACAUAUUCACUGGGUUUUAAUUUAGCGCAUUUUCCAGUCAGCGAAAUAAGCUAAAUUAAAACCCAGUGAAUAAUUACCCCCUUUACAGUACUUGUUUGAAUAAUUUCCACCAAUCAGGUUUACUGGAUUAUAUGUGUGCGCAACUUGCAUUGCGCAGUACGUCAUACGCACAUAUCAACUCGCCCAAUCAGUUUGCAACGUCCAGUAAGAUUCCAGUUGGUGGUUUGUCGGAAUUUGUGAUUUUAAUUAAGACAUAUAUAUUGAUUUCUUAUAUUCUUAUAUGUAUAUAUUUCGAAAGAAGUGGGAUUAUUCUGUUACUAUGAAUGUAAAUAUAAUGUACAUAGAUGGCACGUAAUUAAAACAAUUUGCAUAUUACUGA